Molecule: messenger RNA, 5511 nt
Organism: Conger conger (European conger)
Lineage: Eukaryota; Metazoa; Chordata; Actinopteri; Anguilliformes; Congridae
Product: matrix metalloproteinase-17-like
Exons: 10
Coding region: 385-2193 (602 amino acids)
Biological process (GO): proteolysis; extracellular matrix organization; collagen catabolic process
Cellular component (GO): extracellular matrix
Molecular function (GO): zinc ion binding; metalloendopeptidase activity
Source: RefSeq, a predicted model, not a curated record
GCGCCGCUGUCUGCCUGGUUUGGAUGAAACAGAGGAGCUGUUGUUAGAAGACAGUAUACAUGUUCGCUUCAUUCCUCCUGCAACUUCAAAAGACAUGUUUAAUCUGUCUACUAAAGAAAAAUACCAAUAUAAUGAACCGAUGAGGUCGAAAUCGUGCGAAUGAAAUCGACUUCGGGGAACAUAAGUUAUUUCUCUUCGUAAAAGCCACCAAUACAAACGUUUGCGCAACAGUCAAGAUAGUUAUUUUGUCCAUUAGAAAAUGCGUAGGAUACAUGCGUCUUGAGCGAAAUGUUUGGAUUUGGAUUUCCUUUUAUUACCUGGAUGCAACAGAAAGUAGUUCGUGAUCACAUGCGGAACGGUGAAUAGAAGGAAUGGUAAACAGGAAUGCAUUUUAGAAAGUGGAGGUCAGCGCGGCGAGAUUGGAUUAUUUUCCCAGCAAUGUUUCUGGUUCCAAUUGUAUGUUUUUUAUCCGAGACUUUUGCUGCGCCCUCGCUUACGGCCGAGCAGAUGAACAUGGGGGUGGAUUGGCUGACCAAGUUUGGGUACCUCCCACCCCCAGACCCGGUGACAGGACAGCUGCAGACCAAGGAGGCUCUGACCAAAGCCAUCAAAGCCAUGCAGAAGUAUGGGGGAUUGGAGGAGACAGGAGUGCUAGAUGAAGAGACCCUGGUGCUGAUGAAGACUCCUCGCUGCUCUCUGCCAGACCUCUCAGAGCCAGAACCUCAUUCAGGCCGGCGGAGACGCUCAGUGCCCUCCCAGACCAAGUGGAGCAAAAGACACCUGUCCUGGAGGAUCCGGACCUUCCCAAAAGAGUCUCACCAGCUUGGCCGGGACACGGUGCGGGCCCUGAUGUACUACGCCCUGAAGGUUUGGAGUGAUGUUUCACCCCUAAACUUCCACGAGGUGGCAGGCAGUGAGGCAGACAUCCAGGUCGAAUUCACCAAGGCUGACCACAACGACGGGUACCCCUUUGACGGGCCUGGGGGCACCGUGGCACAUGCCUUCUACCCAGCAGACCGCUUCACUGCAGGGGACACACACUUUGAUGAUGAUGAGGACUGGACCUUCAGAUCUCCAGAUGCCCAUGGGAUGGAUCUGUUUGCGGUGGCUGUGCACGAGUUUGGCCACGCCAUCGGCCUGGCACACACCUCCGCCAUCGAGUCCAUCAUGCGGCCGUACUACCAGGGCCCGGUGGGAGAUCCACUAAAGUACAGCCUCCCCUACGAGGACAAGGUCCGUGUCUGGCAGCUCUAUGGGGUUCGGGAUUCUGUGUCCCACACAGAACGCCCUGAUGCCUCCCAGAGUGCAGAACCCCCUGUCCUACUGGAUCUCCCUGAAAACAGGUCCACUGUCCCGCUAGACCCUGAUGCCCCAGACAGAUGUGGCACUCACUUUGAUGCUGUGGCCCAGAUUCGUGGAGAAGCCUUCUUUUUCAAAGGGAAGUACUUCUGGCGUCUGACUCGAGAGAAGCACCUGGUGUCUCUGCGUCCGGCCCAGAUCCAUCGGUUCUGGAGGGGCCUGCCGGCCAACCUGGACAGCGUGGACGCUGUGUACGAGCGGCCCGGGGACCACAAGAUCGUCUUCUUCAAAGGACAGAAGUACUGGGUGUUUAAAGACAACAACGUGGAGGAGGGCUACCCCCGACUUAUCAGCGAUUUUGGCCUGCCAACGGAGGGUGUGGACGGUGCCUUUGUAUGGCUGCACAAUGAAAAGACCUACUUCUUCAAGGGCAGCCAGUACUGGCGCUAUGACGACCACCUGCGGCGCAUGGAUAUGGGCUACCCCAAGGACAGCAUGUUGUGGAAGGGAGUCCCUCCACAGCUGGAUGACGCCAUGAGGUGGUCUGAUGGUGCCUCCUACUUCUUCAAGGGUAAGGAGUACUGGCGGGUGGUGGGGAGUGACAUGGAGGUGGAGGCGGGGUACCCGCAGCCCGUUGGGAAGGACUGGCUGCUGUGCACUGAUAUGCAGUCUGACUCUCCGGCCCUGGAGGCCAACGGCACAGAGACUCGCUCUCACGGCCAGCGGCACGCCAGCCACGCAGAGAACAACUACGAGGUGUGCUCCUGCACCUCCGACUCAGCCAUGGCCCUCUCUGCCCGCCUCACCCUCUCGCACCUCGGGCUGCUGGCCUUCCCCCACGGACUGCUGACCCCGCUGGUGACACUCGCUGUGGUCCUUUGUACGCCUCCAUGAGGAGGGACACAAACGUGUAGACUUGCGCCAACAGUCACAAAGAAAAUUCAAACCGUCAAUCCAAACACACAGGAACUGCCUGGGUCUUUUUUUUCUUUUGUUCAGUUGUUAUACAGUUCAGCAAUUUGACUCUAACCAUUUGUUUCUAAACUUGAAUAAAAGUCUGUUUUUUACAGCCAUGUUAAGGUAUUAUGCCACUAUGAACUAUUUUCAUUAAUAUUAUUAAUGUUAAUAUUAUUAAUAGUACUGGUAGUGUUAAAGGUUAAUAAAAUGCGCUAUUCUUUUUUAAAUGACCAUUCCAAGUGCUUUACAAGUCAGGGAUGUUUGCACAGACACAUAUUGCCGUUUUUGUGACCGGCGUCCGCAUAGAUCCUGAGGGGUCGAUCCGCAAAAAGAUUGCAUGUCAGCUGGUCGCAAAAAAGCCUGCAGAAGUUUCACAGGGUUCCUUAACCAGUUGUAGUGGCUCCAGUCUGUAACGGGACAGCUGUUUUAAGGGUUUUAUAAUACCAUGUGCGUAUCUGCUGUGGACACAUUUGUAAUUACACACAUGCAUAUGGUUUCCAGGGAUAUGCAUAAUAAAAAAGAUUUCGCUUUAAUAUGAGGUUCAUUAACUAUUCCAUCCGAGACACCAACAACCUGUGCUAAUUACGGGUAGUAAAUAACACACAGAAGAAAAAAAAUCAAUUGCAUUAAUUUUCCAAUGAGACUUUAAGGCAAUGUACUGUGAAUGUAAUCCAUAACCUGGUGGCUGGAUCUGCUCUGGGGAACAGCUAUCAGGAACAGUACAGUAAGCUGUUACAAGAGCAACUCCAUGUUCAUGUCAGCAGCAUGAGCAUGCAGAGAAUGGCUUCCAUUCGGUAAAUCCUCUCGUUUGCUGAACUGAAAUUUCAGUUUUAAUCACAUUCAUUGUUAAACAAUGCUGCUUUAUAUUCCCCUGAAAGCAACAUGACACAAAAGAGAAUGAAUGUGACCUAUGGUUUUCAUCACCCAGCCAUGAAUAACAACAUCCACAAUUUCCUUUAUUUCAAGCAAAAAAUGAUGGGCGACAGGUGCCUACAAACGAUCAAUGUCAAAAAACAAAACAUACCUUUUUUGAGACAAAAAUAGCCAUAGAGGUUUUGGAUAAAAUUGCUGCAGUGUUUCUGAAUAAGCAAUUGUUCAGUUGUUCAUGCAUUUUCAAAGUUUUUCAGCAUUUGUUGUAAAACAUCCAUCAAUGAGCUUAACCUGAACUCAUUCUACUUCUCUUUGCUGUUUCUCGUCUGUACAAUCAGUUAUUUUGGUAAAUUUGGUGUCAGAUGUUGCACUUCUGCAUUUUAUAGUUUCUAUUUCUUUUGUUCAGAAAAUACAGAAAUUAUAUUCAAUCACAGUCAGCAGCAACUUAGCAUUCAACAAAGACUUCAAUGAAAGCGAACUGAAUUUAAAUUUAGGCUACACAAAGAGAAUUGAUAUCUUUGUUUUUACACAUCUAUCACAUAAGCAUGUCCAGCAAACUGGAUUCAAAAAUAAAUAAAAAACAAGCAGUUUGUCAUUUGUAGAUUACAAGUGUCCCUGUAGAUUAUAAAGAGUUUCGAAAUUCAGAAGUAGAUUGGGAAGCCUGUAAAAUAUUUUUUAUGUAAUACAAUUAUUUUUGUUUUGGAAAGCAUAGCUUAGAUUUGAAGAUUAGAUGACAGCAGUCAUCCUAUGUACGGACUAACAAUAAAUGUUCACACACCUUGCUAUUCAUCAUAGGGCAGUUUUGAAUUUGGCAGUGCGCUUAGUGAAACCAAAUAGAAUACCAGGUACUGGAUGCUACAGUAUAUCAACAAUAGCUUUCCGUCUGUAUUGUGACAGCACUUUUUACGUGUUCAAACACUGACUCCCCCAUGGGGACUCUUACAAGGUCAAGUGAAUCUUAAUAUAUUCUUUAUUCUUUCUUUUUUCCCUUUCCCUGAUAUUACUCAUAGAAGUGGGGUUUGUCUUUGUCUUUUCUAUGUGUAGGUAACAACCAUUCAUUUCAAUGCAUAGCUAAACAUUACCUUCACAUGUCUCUGCCAUUUUCUUUCAUACAUUAAAACCUGUUAAAAUGAGAAAAGGUGCAUUAACUUGCAUAUAACUGCUUCGCCCCUGUGACAAAAAGCAUGACAAAUACACCUUAAAAAGUAACAGUUCUUCAAAUCAGUGAUGAUUAAUUACACACUUGUUCUCCUGAUUAUUAUUAUGGAUUUAUCAAAAUCUAUAGGCUGAAAAUAGAUUCACAGAUUAAUUUUAUAAUGAAAGCCUGGCUUAUAAAAUAAAUCCUAAAUACUGGAAAUUACAUCUCACACAGCAAAAGAGUAAGGAAAUCAUUCACAUUAAAGAUCACAUUUUAAAUUAAUAGAAAAUACUCCCUACUCCCUACAAAUAGAAAAUGAGCCUGCAAUAGGUGCAUUGUGUGCAGGUAUCACAAACAGGCCAAGGUCCAACUAUGGAGAGGCUGCUGUCAGAGUAGCAAUGCAUGAAUUUACAUCAAUUCAGGUGAUGGGAAUUGAUGCCAUAGAAAUUAUCCAUAAAACACGAAUAUUCGUUUUUCCGUCAUCCAGUAAAGCUAAAUCAUUGUCUUAAGUAUCUCUUUUUUCCUGAUAAAUAUUUUGAUAAAUCUCAGUAAUUACAGCUGCCAUGGUCAAAGGCAUGACUACACACUGUAUUGGAUUUUAUAUAGGUCACCAGCUCUGUGCUAAAUUAAAGAGUCGUUUUUGAGUCCUUCUUUCCCCACUUAUAGUGCAGUGUAAUCAGCAGCCAGAGACUUUAUAGUCAUUAGAUUUAGUCAGAGCACUUAAUGAACCUCAGUCACGUAUGCCCUCCUUUUCCUUGCACAAAUGUAUGUAUGUAUUUAUAUAGACAAUUGCUUGUGCUGUGUAUAUACACAGCAGUGAUUCUAUACAUGGUGUAUAUACAGGGUGUAUUAAAGAAGGAAUGUAUGAUUUUGUCAAAUACGAAAUAUUUGUUAUUAACUGUGUCAUGUAUGUUGCUCUGAAGAAAUAUACUCAUAUAUUCAAGAGAAAAGCCAAGUCUUUUCUACCCUCAGAUAUUUUGUAUACAAUGUCAAGGGUGCAGUGGUUUUUUGUCAUGUGGAACUACAAUGUGUUUUUGGGAGGCAUAAGGACAAUGGAUGUACGUUUUAUUCUUUGUUUCACGUUUGUACCAAACUCAUAUGAAUGUAAUGGGAAAUAAGAAAAGUUUUUCUUCUUAAGCAAAUGUUGCAAGAUCUUAGGAUUCCUGUCUUACCUUUUGUGCUUUGGUUUUGUUUCCCUUUGAUGUAUCUAUGUUGCACAAAUUAUAUAUCUUUCUUAGUAAUGAAAA